This is a messenger RNA of Bufo gargarizans (Asiatic toad), 2637 nucleotides long. RefSeq names its product dystonin-like. Gene Ontology annotation, cellular component: cell projection; cortical actin cytoskeleton; cell junction. The record is from RefSeq and is a predicted model, not a curated record. Gene Ontology annotation, biological process: actin filament bundle assembly; actin cytoskeleton organization. The annotation marks the transcript as partial. Gene Ontology annotation, molecular function: actin lateral binding. The transcript has 14 exons. Lineage: Eukaryota; Metazoa; Chordata; Amphibia; Anura; Bufonidae.
AUGGGUAACUCUGUCAGCCGACCCAGCUGCCUGGGGGACAGGAACCGGAAGUCCCAGCAGUUCCUGAAGGAAUGUUGUAUGAAGAAGGAAUCCAUCAUCGAUAUUCAGAGUGUGAGGAACAAUGUGGAGGCCGACGCCGCGUCCUCUGCCGACAAGAAGCAGAACGAGAUACUGUCGGACAAGGACCUGAACGUCGCCCCGACCUCCAGCCAGAGCCGGGAGCCGCUGCCCAAACAGAACAACGCGGACGCCAACGUCCAGCAGGCCCAGAGGGAGACACCCCGGUCCACACCGGAUCGUAGCGGGAAUGUGUGGACUCCGCAGAGGGGAUCCUUACAGAGGGCCUCCGGAAGCAGCUGGUCAUGGAAGCCGCUUGCCACCAGGGAGGUGACAGAAGUCACAGAGGUGACAGAGACCGUCGUCACCGAGAUUGUGGAGGUGACGCAAUAUCCGAAUGGAGAUAAGAGCGAACCCAUCAUCACCAGGACGGUGAAAGUGCUGACGGAGUGCGCCGGGGAGCUGGCCGAGGUGCAGAGCAAUCGCGAGGUGCAGACGGAAUCUCAGUACCAAGUGGGGAAACGGGAAGUCUACAGCAAGACGGUUUCCCAGCAUGCCCUGGCACUGCCCGAACCCCCCGAGAACCAGGAGACUGUCCUCAGCUGGGUGUCUGAGAUGGAGGAUCUGAUGGAGGCCCAGAAACCUCCCUCCUCAGAGGCCAAAGUGGUGAAGGCUCAGCUCCAGGAACAGAAGCUUCUCCAGAAGUUGUUGCAGGAGAGAAGGUCUAGGAUUGAGCGCGUCUUACAGGGUAAGAAGUCCCCAUCACAACCCCUACCUAUAGAGGGUGGGGAGCAGAGAGGACAAAGGAGAGACCCCCUGAUGGAGCUGCGGGAUCGGUGGGACACUCUGCUGCGGAGGGCCGAGGACAGACACAGACAGUUAGAGCGCAUCACCCCAGCCGCUCAGAACUUCCAGGAGGCUCUGGACGUCUUCCAUGACUGGGUGAGCGGCACAGAGAGGCGGCUGACAGAGCUCUGGAGGACCAACAGGUCCAUGAACCAAAUUAAAGACUGCCACAAGGAAGUCCAGGACCUUUGUAAGGAGAUUCAGAGCAAGCCUAAAGAAAUAGACGAGAUCCUGGAGAAGGGCCAGGUCCUCCUGGAGCUGCUGUCAGGGGAGGAGGCUCAGCUCUGCCAAGAAAAGAUGGACGCUUUACGGGUCCGGUAUAUUAUCAUAGCCCAGAGCGCUGGGGACAUCCUGCAGCGACUGGAGCAGACCAUAGAGGCCACCACUCAUCUGGACCCAUCCCAGGAAGAUGUCUCCCUCUGGCUUGGACGUAUGGAGAAACUGGUGUCCUCCAUAAAUACAGAAGGGGAGGGGGAGAGGAGGCUCAAUGCCAGCGACACCGAAAAAUUGGAGCAGGUCGUUCGGGCAGAGCUCACCCAUCUUACUGUCACUGAGAGACAUCUGGCAGAGGUCACCCGGGUCACACUGGAUGCAGACUCCAUCCAGUCCCAGAUGAGGGAGCACAAGCUCCUGGCGGUGGACGUUCUGCAGCAUCGGGGGAUUGUGGAGAGACUGCUGUGUAUCUCAGACGUUCUGCUGACACUGUGCUCUGCGCGCGCUGAGGAGCAACUGCAGACAUCUUUACAGUCUCUUGAAGAGAUGUCCCCCCGGAUAGCGGCCGAGGUGACCACCUGCCCCCCGGUGCUGGACCAUGCCCUGGCCCUGCUGGGGCAGUUCUCGGAGGCAGAGGACGAGCUGCUGCCCUGGAUGCAGGAGACGGAAUCCGAGUUACCGCAUCUGUCUCCGAACUACGGCAACUACAGUGAGGUCCGACAGCAGCAGCAGCAGCUGCAGGCGCUGAGGGAGGUGGUCGCUGAGCACAAGCCCCUGGUCACCAAGCUGCACCGCGUGUCCUGUAAGCUGUCGGAGCUGUGCCCGGAGGAAGGGGCCGCCUUUCAGAAUCGCUUCGAGGCCGCAGAGAAACAAUACUGUGCCAUCCGAGAGGCUGUGCGCCAAGCUGCAACCAUCCUGGAGGAUACUGUGCCCAGAUACAGCCAGGUUAAUGAGCGGAUCCAUAUGAUGAGUGACAGCUUGGAGAGACUGGGUGACCGGCUGCAGAGCGUCUCUUCUGUUCGCGGGGAGCCCUCUAGAAUCCGGGAGCAGCUCCGAGAGAACGGCCAAGUGCAGGCUGAGCUGGAGAAGCUGGGAAUGGCUCUGGAGAACGUCAGCAAGCAGGCAGCAGAGCUCGUAUCCAGCCUCCCAGCCCAGACGGAGGCGCCACAAGGGGUCAUGCUGCGCACAGCAGAGUUACUGACCCAGUGGCAGCGACUGUGUGGACGCGCCGAGGAGCGAGACGUGUGGCUCUCUGGGCUCCUCAUGUUGGCUGAGCGCUUCUGGAACGGACUCUCAGACUUGGCUUUGACCCUCGGUGACACCCAGCAAAUGGUUCUGGACACAGAAGAGCCCAAUUCUGACCCGGACUCCAUCAGGACACGACUCGAUGCCAUGCAGGCUCUGCGAGAGGACAUUGACAACCUGCAGACUGACCUGGACACGCUGGGAUCGGUGGGGGUGGAGCUUAUGUCAUCCUGCGGGGACAUGGACAAACCAGACGUGACCAAGAGUCUGGAUGAG